Messenger RNA from Zootoca vivipara (common lizard), 3541 nucleotides. Lineage: Eukaryota; Metazoa; Chordata; Lepidosauria; Squamata; Lacertidae. The record is from RefSeq and is a predicted model, not a curated record.
UUUGCAAACGUAUGAAGGAGGUCAAAUGAUCCAUUUCUGUUAACAGCUGGGGGUACUAAGGUAUUAAGAAGUCUAGACUGACAGCCGUCAUGGGGCAAGAACUUGGCACCCCAAGAUGACUGUGAAGCUUUCACCCUAGCCUGACUUUGGCUGUCAAUUACCCUUUACUUCUAGACUGGCCAUCUAGCUAGAUGGAACACCUGUUGACUAGGUAAAGGUAAAAAGCCUUGAAAAAUGCCAGCCAUAAGGAGCUUGAGCCGAGCUGUCAAGCAGGUGCUGCAGAAACCUGGCUGUGGCUGUCAAGUUGCUGUUGUGCCGGUUAGGUGUCUUGGUUUCUCACCACGGCAGGUAGCUUCAGACGCCAGCUUUCACUCAGUGUCAUUCUCGGAAUCCGACCAUCCACGGGUGUUAAUUACAGGGGGACUUGGCCAGCUUGGAGUAGGACUUGCUAAGCUCUUGAGAAAACGCUUUGGAAAGAACAAUGUAAUCCUAUCGGAUAUUAGGAAGCCCCCUGAUAAUGUCUUUCAUAGCGGUCCUUUCAUCUACUCUGACAUUUUGGACUAUAAGAACCUUCGUGAGAUAGUGGUGAACAACCGGAUUACGUGGCUGUUUCAUUACAGCGCUUUGCUCAGCGCUGUUGGGGAAGCCAACGUCCCUUUGGCAAGAUCUGUGAAUAUCACUGGAUUGCACAACAUUCUUGAUAUUGCUGCUGAGCACAGCUUGAGACUCUUUGUCCCCAGCACAAUUGGAGCAUUUGGACCCACGUCCCCUAGGAACCCAACUCCCGAUCUCUGCAUCCAGAGGCCAAGGACAAUCUACGGUGUUUCCAAAGUUCAUGCUGAGCUCAUGGGAGAAUAUUACCAUUACAGGUAUGGACUAGACUUCCGGUGCCUAAGAUACCCUGGUAUUAUCUCAGCUGAUUCCCAGCCUGGUGGGGGAACAACUGAUUACGCUGUCCAAAUCUUCCACGAUGCGAUGAAGACGGGCAAGUUCCAGUGCAACCUCAAACCAGACACCCGCCUCCCAAUGAUGUACAUCGAUGACUGCCUGAGAGCUACCUUGGAGAUCAUGGAAGCCCCUGCUGAAGGGCUGAGCAUGAGGACAUACAACAUCAGCGCCAUGAGUUUUACUCCCGAGGAGCUGGUUCAAGAGGUCCAGAAGCAUAUUCCAGAACUUGAAGUUGCCUACAAAGUAGAUGCUGUCAGACAAGCCAUAGCUGACAGUUGGCCGAUGAUUUUUGAUGACAGCAAUGCUCGCCAAGAUUGGGGAUGGAAACACGAUUAUGAUCUACCAGACCUGGUGAACACCAUGUUCAACUUCCUUGAUUCGACCCGUUCCAUUUCCAGGGUUGCCCAGGUCAACUGACUCUCCAGGUGUGAUGCAGCCUCAAGUGAUAAGCUGGCAAGACCUGGGCAGAGCCAUACUGAGUAUUCAUCUGUUUUGAAGUCUUGAAGCAGCACAGCUUCAGAAUACCAUCUUCUAGGAAGGCUUGCUCCUAUCUCCAUUCAUCUUUCUUCCUGUUUGCCCCUCAUCUCCUGUGCACACACACGGUAUACAUAGAUAAUUUCAAAAGCACUUCUGGGUGCUGUGUAGCUCCUGGGGUCAACGGAAAAACACCAUUCCUGUCUCAUAAUGUGCAGGAAUUGUUUGCCUCAGGCUCCAACAAAUGUUCACUGGGACAUUCUCCUCUCCCUCUUGAGUAUCUCUUCCAUGUCAUAAAACAUUUGGCUUACUUACUGGAUAAUAUUCUGUGGAAUUGUAUUCACAUAGAGAUAAUAGCGGCUCUCACUGUCCACACUUUCUGGAAACAUUUGGGGAUAUUCCUGUUCUGAUAGGCUUUCCCAGCUGGAUAAAUGAGUGUUUACUUUGCCCUGUUUACAACUUGCUUUUAAAUGCAUUUGCGUUCUUGACUUUUAAAUUAUUUUAUGUGCAAAUCUCCUUGAGACAUUAUUCCAGGUUGCAGUUGAUACAUUGUUGAGGGUGUCUUAACCCUGAAGCUGCUACGAUAAUGGGAAUACACAGUGGGUGAUCAUUAUGGGGAGAAUGGAAUCAUUCUAUGGGGUGAACAGGUCAUCUGUGGGGCUCACCUUAAGCACACAUUGCCAGUCAGCUGAGCGUUUAGUUGUGUUGAUCAUGGGGUGCAAUCUUAAAAUUAGAUCUGCCCUUGCAAAAUAAGAACAAUGUUUAUUCACUUCAUCUUUUGGAUAACUUGGUUACGGGUAUAGGAUGGUAUACAAAUUUAAUUGGUAGUAAUGAUAAUGGCUGGUGCCAACUCCAGGUGUUCUAUGCUGAUGCAGAUUAUCUUGGCUGUUUAGGGACGAAAAUUUCAUUGAGAGUUAGAAAUAUAGUUAGCAUCUUUCACUUGACAAUCCUUUUGGACCAUGUCUGUAGGCUUGAUAUUCUAAACACUCAUAAUAUGGGUUGGGGAGAAGCUGGCAUGGGAGAGGCAUUUUUAACCGAACUGCAUGUGUUACAGGUAUCUUUCUCUCUUGCCCCUACCACUGGUUCAGGGACAAUAUAUUUCUGAAUACAAGUUGCCAGAAAGCAGCAGCAACAGCAAGAAAGGGCUAUGUCUCACUUGUAGGCUUUGGGGUCAUCUGCUUGACCACUGUGGAAAGUAAGAUGCUGGACCACACAGAUGUGUUUGGCCUGAUCCAGUAGCCUUCCUGCAUUCAGCAUCUUCAUAUAAGAAGUACAUCAUGGCAUAUGGGUUAUCUACUGCGGCCCCUCCCCCUUUCUCAGUAGGUACAAAGGUGCACUUUCCAUUUGUUUCUUACCCAAAGUACUUUCAUCUGAAUAAUAAUAAUAAUAAUAAUAAUAAUAAUAAUAAUAAUAAUAAUAAUUUAUUAUUUAUACCCCGCCCAUCUGGCCGGGUUCCCCCAGCCACUCUGGGCGGCUUCCAACAAAACAGAAAUUCUAAAAUACAGAGAUUUUGAAAUACAGAAAUUCUAAAAUACAGAGAUCUGAAAAAACUAUGUGUUGUCAUGUUCAGAUUUUGUCCAUAAUAUUUACAGUUCCAAGAGAAAUUUGAACUUCUGGUCAAUAUCUCAAGAAGUAACUUGCCAGCACCUACCAUUCUUGUUUUGUUUUCUUCAUUUCCUUUAACUACGUUCAAUGAACAAUAUAAAUAAGAAGCAGUAAUUGACAAGCAAAAUGUUUUCCAGUGUCCUUUAUUCUGUGAUGGUGAGAGGUGAAUAAGAGGUGGUGUCAAGAAGUCAAACAUACCAUCAUGAUCUAUGUUAAGAUUAGGGCUGUAGGUGCAGUUACUAUUAAUAUGAGGACACAUUUAAGAGGGUUCUGUCAUUUGGGUUUUGCCCCCAAUGUGCAGUGCAACUAAAUCCUGUUGGUUUACAGCUUGAUGUGUUUAGUUGGAAGUAAGCAACCCAGCAUCUUUCUAAGUUCUGCAGUUUUGUUUUUAACAAAAAAUAAAUUCCUGUUUCUGAGAAGAGCUUUGCUACUUGGCUUCUGUAUCUCUUAUGUGCCAGUUUUUAGGAUUGUAAAACAUCAGUAAUUGUUACUUGAAUAAAAUCCUAAAUGCAAA